Messenger RNA from Elaeis guineensis (African oil palm), 1692 nucleotides. Its product is annotated as glycosyltransferase BC10. The record is from RefSeq and is a predicted model, not a curated record. Gene Ontology annotation, cellular component: membrane. Gene Ontology annotation, molecular function: glycosyltransferase activity. Lineage: Eukaryota; Viridiplantae; Streptophyta; Magnoliopsida; Arecales; Arecaceae.
AAAGCGUUUCCGUCGCCGGAUUACUACCAGUCCCGGCCCCACUCCGCCACUUCUCUCUCCCUUCUCUUGGUCUCUCCUGUCCCCAUCCAUUCGCCUCCAACUCCGAUCUCCCCACGCACCUAACCUUCGAAAAAAAUCCCUCCUUACCCCUCUCAGAUCUGAGCCCCUUCUCCCAUGAAGAGUAGGCUCCGGAAUUCGACAUUUCCUUUCCGAGAUACAAUCUAGGGUUUGAUGCGUUUCCCCUUGAUCCUUUCGGGUCUCCGAAAGAUGCAGACGAGGGUGUCCUCGAUGGAGGACAUCAAGGAUUCGUUGCAGAGGGCUCAGCCCAGGGCCGCCCCUCUGGUUCUGUUGAAGGUUUUUGUACUCUUCCUUGCUCUCGGCGUCGGGUUCUCGGUGCUUAGUAUGUACAUGACGAGGAAUUUAAAGGUUCAAAAUGUGGUCUUGCAAACGAAGGCCCGUUUCGAACCGUGCGUCGAGGAGCAGAGUCGUCUCGAUUGGUGGAUCAGGCCUCCAUCCAACUUGAUGCAUAAUAUGAGCGAUAAGGAGCUCCUUUGGCGGGCGUCAUUCGUGCCGCUGGUGAACAAGUAUCCCUUCAAAAGGGUACCCAAGAUUGCGUUCAUGUUCUUGACCAGAGGGCCGUUGCCGCUGUCUCCUCUGUGGGAGAAGUACUUCAAGGGGCAUAAAGGGCUCUACUCGAUCUAUAUCCAUGCCCUGCCGUGGUACCAGGGGAACUUCACUUCAGACUCGGUAUUCUAUCGGAGGCAAAUCCCCAGUAAGGUAUCCGAGUGGGGGCAGAUGAGCAUGUGCGAUGCUGAGAGACGACUCCUUGCAAAUGCUCUGUUAGAUCUUUCAAAUGAAUGGUUUGUUCUGCUGUCUGAGUCUUGCAUCCCACUAUCUAACUUCAGCAUCGCCUACAAACACUUGAUGAGAUCUAGGCACAGUUUUAUUGGGGCUAUGGAUGAUCCGGGACCUUAUGGAAGAGGACGGUACAACUUGAACAUGGCACCUGAGGUCAACAUCACACAAUGGCGUAAAGGCUCUCAGUGGUUUGCAGUUAGUCGGAAAUCUGCAGUCAGUAUAGUGAAAGAUACCACGUACUAUCCAAAGUUUGAAAACUUCUGCAAGCCAAAUUGUUACGUGGAUGAACACUACUUUCCUACCUUGCUCACCAUUGAAUCACCACAUCUUCUGGCGAAUAGAAGUAUUACUUGGGUAGACUGGUCGAGGGGUGGUGCUCACCCAGCAACAUUUGGGGGGGCUGAUAUUACGGAAACAUUUAUAAGGAGUAUUCUUGAGGGCCAUACUUGUUUAUACAAUAACCAGUCCACGUCACUUUGUCACCUCUUUGCUAGGAAGUUCGCUCCAAGUGCUUUGGAGCCUCUUCUACAGGUAGCACCCAAGAUGCUUGGAUUUGGUUAGGCAAGUGAAGAUAUGGAUUCAUAAGACCCUAGUCUUUCAUUCUGCCAUUAUUGUGGCUCAGUUUUCAGGAGAUCUGCUUGGGAAUCAUUCUUCUAGGAAAUUAAUAGACUUAUUUCGGUAGUGAAACCCUUGAAUAUUUUUCCCCCUCGACCAUUACCUUCUCAUAAUUCUUCCUCUGUAUAGCAAAAUACCAGGAAUGGAACUCAAAAUACUAUUUGAAUGGCAGGGUUUCAUUUACAUAAUUCGCUAGCAUGAAGCAAUUAUUUCUGCUCU